Chlamydomonas reinhardtii is the source of this 3940-nucleotide messenger RNA. RefSeq lists its product as uncharacterized. NCBI's taxonomy places the organism in Eukaryota, Viridiplantae, Chlorophyta, Chlorophyceae, Chlamydomonadales, Chlamydomonadaceae. Gene Ontology annotation, cellular component: ribonucleoprotein granule; mitochondrial matrix. Bases 51 to 3653 code for a protein of 1200 amino acids. Gene Ontology annotation, molecular function: RNA binding. Gene Ontology annotation, biological process: regulation of mitochondrial mRNA stability; mitochondrial RNA processing. The record is from RefSeq and is a predicted model, not a curated record. The transcript is spliced from 15 exons.
CCCGUUGGGGUUCCCUUGGGCCUUGAAUAAGUCUCAAACCAUGUAGUUAGAUGGCGCAUGCACGGGACUUGGCUGCGAGGGUGGGAUGGCUAGCAUCAGCAUCCUCGUUGCAGCUCGUUGCGGCUGGGUGUCAGCCUGCUUCGGGCUGGAUAUCCUCGUUGCUGGGCAAUGAUGCCUGCCACGGCUCACUAUGGCCUGAUGCCGGCGACCCUGUGCAGCCCCUUUGUGGAGUGGCCAGGGCAGUGCCCGCACCGGCACUGGCACCAACCACGCAACCACUGGCCGCAGUCACCCCUCAACUCCCACAGCAGCAGCAGUCUGCAUACAGCGUGCUGCAAGCUGGCGGCGGCAUUGCCAGGGGCCAGUCGCCUGCGGCGGCGAUACCGCUGCCACUGCCGUUGGGGGUGUGGGCGCGUGCCGCUGCGGGCCGCCGCACGCGUCCCUGCGGGGUGCUGCCGGGGCGCUACUGCGAACACCCCUCAUGCGGGGGCGUUUCUCACUGGGUGCUGCGGCGGUACUGCAGCAGCGCCAGCAGUAGCAGUAGUAGCAGCAGUCGUAGCAGCAGCAGACACGGCAGUGAUGGUGGCGUUAGCACUGGUGUCGCAAGUGACCAGCAAUCAAGGCCGGCGGCUGACAGCCGAAGAGUCAAGCGCGUGAAGGGCCUGAAUGCGGCAGCUGAGGACGGGGUUGGGGAUGAGGCUGCCGCAACCGGCGCCAGGCCAGCAGGAGGCGGUGGUCGUGGCGGCGGCGGUGGCGGCGGUGGCGGCGGUGGUGGUGCUACUGCUGCUACAGCAGCCCCUCGGACCUCAGCUGCCCCACCGCCGCUGGACCCCCGGCGUGUGAUGGCCGGCAUAACGGCGGCGGACAGUGUGGAGGCCCUGCACCGGCUGUCCCGCCGCCCCGCCGCCGCCGCCGCCCUGGCCUGCAACCCCCUGCUGCUGGUGGCGGCACUCAGCAAACUGGCCCGACUGGCCGCCGCACCGCCGCAGCAGCGCCAACAGGCGGGGCACGACGCGGGGGCACAGCCCCCAGCCCCGGUUGAGGCGGCCAAGCUGGAGGUCGGCACAGCAACAGGAGCAGCAACAGCAGCAACAGCAGCGGCGUCUUCGCCUGCGGCAACCAGCAGUAGCACCAGGAGCAGCAGCAGUAGCACAUCGGCCGGCGGGGCCGCUGCGCCGCCGGCAGUGUCGUUGCUCAGCAGGCUGCUACCGCUGGCGGCGGCUGCGGCGCCCGCCAUGCGGCCCAGUGAACUGGGCUCGUUGGCUUGGUCACUAGGCAAGAUGCGGCCGCUGUGGUCAGGCAGCAACAUCAGUGGCAGCGGCACCUCCGCUGAGGGUUCGGGUUCGGGUGAGGGUUCAGCAGCAGCGCAGUCAGGCGAGCAGCUGGCGGCCAGGUCGGCGGCUGCGGCGGAAGCGGCGGAAGCGGCGGCGGCGGCGGCGGCCGGGGGCAGGGCAGCGCUGCACGCCGUCGUGACGCGCCUGGCGACAGACUGGCGCCAAUCCCCGUCUUUCAUGUCCUCCGCCGCCCCCCACACCGCCUCCGCAUACGAUACCUCUUCCUCUUCCGCCUCUUAUAACGGGCCAGUCCAGCAGCAGCACCCACAGCACAAACAGCACAAACAGCAGCAGCAGCAGCAGGCCGGGGAGCCGCAGGCGCACCCUCCACCGCCACCGCACCAGGCGUUGUGGCACCGGGCCAGCACCCAGGACGUCGCCAACCUGGCCUGGGGCCUGGCGCGUGCCGGCGGCUACGGCGGCGGCGCCGCGCGCGACAGUAACACCAACACCGGCAGUAGCAGUAGCAUUAGCGCUGGCGUUGUCGGCGGCGCAGUGGCACCGGUGCUGCCGGGCGCGGCACCGGCACUGUUGGUCGUGGGUGUGGGUACGGAGGCGGCCUGGCAGUGGCUGGCGGCGGCGGCGCCGGAUGUGCUGUGGUCGGGUCAGGCGCGGGAGGUCGCAAACCUGGCGUGGGCGUUUGCGGCGGUGGGCAGGCCCGACGUGCAAGUGUUUGGCAAUCUAGUCACGGCGUUGCUGCACCCCCGGCGCGGCCGCGAGGUGGUGGCGGCCUUACGCGAGGAGGAGGCCACCGCCCUGCUGUGGUCGCUGGCGUCCAGCCUGGGCGGCGGCAGUAGCAGCGGCGGCGGCAGUAGCAGCAACGGCGGCGGCAGUAGCAGGGCCGGUGUGGGCGGUGUGGAUGUGGGCUCGCUGCGGCGGGCGGUGGAGGUGCUGGCGGGCCGGGCGGCGGAGCUGGCGGGUGCUGGCGGCAAGCUGACGGGUCGACAAACCAGCAGCAUGCUCUGGUCAUUAGUGACCCUACAGGGCGUCACAACGCCGGCGGUUGGCCAGCCAGUCGCGCUGGAGCCGCACCAACAACACCAACACCAACACCAGCAUCAGGAUCCGGAUCUGGAUCCAGAGGACUCUGGCGGCUGGGGCGCGGCGCUGGGUGUGUUGGCCCGCCGCGCCGCCGCCACCGCCCGCCACAUGGACGGGCAGGCGCUGGGCAACACAGCCUGGGCGCUGGGCACGGCCCGCAUACGCAGCUCGGCGGCAAUGGAUGCGAUGUGCAGUGCCGCCCUGGCAGCGCUGAGGCGGAGCGGCGGCGGCGGCGGCGGCGGCGGCGUGUCGGGGCCAGCGCGUGCGGGGGCCGGCGGCGAGCUCGGCGCCGGGAAAUUGGGCGGGCUGUCAACACGUGACUUGAUUGAGGUGCUUUGGGCGUGCGGGCGGCUGCGGUACCGCGAUGAUGACCUCGUGGAGCAGGCGCAGGCGCGGCUGCUGCCGCUGGUGCCGGCUCUCGAGGCCCGGCCGCUGGUGACGCUGGCGGCGGCUCUGGCCGGACAGGAGGCCUACGACCAGCGCCUAUUCAACGCGGUGUGCGCCGCCGCACAGCGCCUGCUGCAGCGGGGUGAGCUACAGCCGCCGCAGGUGGCGGCGCUGGUGGCGGCGCUGGGUAGGCUGCAGCACUACGACUCGGGACUGCUGGACGCCGCCGCGGAUGCGCUGCUACAGCCAGUGUCGGCGGCGGCGGCGGCGGCGCAGGGGCAGCAGCAGGGGCGGCUGCGGCUGGCGCAGCUUGCCCCGCGCGAGGUGUGUGCGCUGGUGACGGCUCUGGGGCGGCUGGAGCACCGGCACUCCCGGCUGCUGGCGGCGGUGGAGGGCCAGGUGGUGGGCGACACACGCGGCUACAGCCCACGUGACCUGGUGGGGCUGCUGUACGGCCUGGCGGAGACCGGCGUCACGGCCGAGCGGCUGUGUGCGCGCGCCGCGGCGCUGCUGGCGGCGCCGCCGGGCCGGGCGCUGGCGGCCCUGGACGGCGACGGGCUGGCGGCGCUGUCGGAGGCGUUUGCGGUCAUGCAGCAGCCCGAUGACGAGUUGUUCCAGGCAUUGGCGGCGGAGGUGCUGCGGCGUGUGCGGCGACUGACACGUCAGCAGGUGGAGCGCCUGGCGCUGGCCUUCAGGUCGCUGGGGUAUGAGGACGCGCAGGAGCUAGUGGCGGCGUGGCGGCGCGCGCGGGCGGAGGCGGACGAGUUGGACGAGGGGCGGGAAGAGCGGGAGGAGCCGGGGAAGGAGGGGCAGGACGAUGGAGCGGUGGGGCGCGAGGAGGGCGGUGGUGCCGGGUACCGGCGGCGGCAGUCCUCGCCAGGGAGGCUGUAGCAGGCAGACGCCGUAAAAGGACUUGGUGUUGAGCCGGGCUUUCCGCAGGGUAUGUGCGCCAACAGGCCUUCCUCCCAGAGAGGCUGUCGGACUAAGUGAGGCAGAUGGUGCGGAUGCAUGAGGUGGCGGGUGCGGGGUCCUGAACUCAUGACGUGAGGAACAAGUGCAAUGAUGCAAAGCUGGAGCUCUGGCUGGAAAGCCUGGGCGUUACAGCGGGUCGUCCUGCAAUGUGCUUGCCUUGCAAGGCCCCAGUCCAGAGCCCUCGCAUCAAGUGUGACGCCCGCCGG